AUGCGCCCCUUCGAAGGGGACACUUCCUCUUUCAAGUGGGGAAUCAUUACCUAUCAGGAUUUCCUCGACGCGUUGGUAGCGGCAACCGCGUAUUGGACCAACACUCUUACCGCUGAGGGUCUCAAGCAAGGCGACGUGGUUGGCAUGUGGCUGAAGGGAUCACACUGGAGUGACCUCGCACACAUCUACUCUGUCGCUGCGGCGGGGUUCGUACCGGAAGUAUUCGGGCUCGCCUUCUCCGCUCCGUUCGUGCAGGACCUGCUCGACACACAUCAUGCCCGGGUCCUUAUCUACGCAGACACGUUCGAGGCGCUGCUACCCCGGGUUGAAUGGCACCAGACGGCCGUCAAGCUUCCCAAGCUAUACAAUUUGCCGAUGACAGGCGCACAGCCCAGCGCGCCGCCGGACGUGAGCGCAGACGAUGUCGCCAUGAUUUUCCACACGAGCGGAACAACCGGCGGGCGCCCGAAGCCCAUCCCGCAGACGCACAAGUGGCUUGUCGCCGAGGGCGAAGUCACCUGGAAGUGCGUGAUCCAACGUCACCCCGAAGGACAGCACAUCUUCAAUAAUAUCGGCAGUUUCGCGUCUAUCGGCGCUGCUACCUGCGUUACUUUCAUAUCUUGGUCAGGCGCAUGCUUGACUCAGAGUGCUGGCCGAGAGAUCACUGCGGACGAGUUCUUGGCGAUGGUUCAGCAAUGCGGACUCAACUUCCUGUUGCAGUAUGCACCUUGGCUCGCGAAGCUACUGGCUGCGGCACGCCAGCGACCUGAGGUCCUCGAGGCUCUCCAAAACUUGCAACAGAUCGCGUACACUGGUGCCGCACUGAACCCUGAAGACGAACGAUGGGCGCUGGAGCAAGGCAUUCGUCUCACGCCCAUGUAUGCCAACACGGAAUGUGGACCUCUUAUGGUUGCCAGCCUGGACUCGGGGGAGUCCUACUUGAGGCUUGCUUCCGGAGUCAGGUGCGAGCUCAGACCCUUGGGUCUCGGGGAGAAGGAUGAUUCCUCGGCUCCCUCCCGUCAAUUGUACGAGUUCUUCGUCUCCGCCGAGUCGAAGACCUGCCCGCACCCAACUAUACGUAACCGCCCAGACGGUCACGUUACGGGGGAUCUAUUCGAGGAAGUGAAGCCUGGCUGCUACGUUUUCCGCGGCAGAAGCGACGACUGGAUCCGGACUGGCGGCAAUCCGGCCUUCUGUGACACGAAGGCGAUCGAGGAGAACGUCCUCAAGACAUGCGAGGACAUCGUGCACAACUGCGUGGUGGUUGGCCAUCAGAGGGUCUGUCCCGUGUUAGUGGUCGAAACCGAGGGGGCCGUCGAUGUGUCUACCCCGGAUGCGGAGGCGCAGGUCAAGAGAACAAUCGUCGAGCGUACCGCGCCGUUCAAUGAAAGGCUGUUCGCGCACGAGCGCAUCACGACGCCAGAGUGUAUCUUGUUCGUGCCUGUAGGAUCUCUUCCGAGAACAACGGAGAAGGGAAAUGUCAGGAGGAAGGCAACGGAAGUUCAGUUCAAGACUGAAAUCGAAAAUAUAUAUUUGUCGCUGGUAUGA
Molecule: messenger RNA, 1548 nt
Organism: Trametes versicolor FP-101664 SS1
Lineage: Eukaryota; Fungi; Basidiomycota; Agaricomycetes; Polyporales; Polyporaceae
Product: acetyl-CoA synthetase-like protein
Exons: 9
Coding region: 1-1548 (515 amino acids)
Biological process (GO): fatty acid metabolic process
Molecular function (GO): medium-chain fatty acid-CoA ligase activity
Source: RefSeq, a predicted model, not a curated record